UGAAAAGAUGCUUCAAAACUCCAGGCCGGAGCCAGCGUGUGUGGUGGCUGCUGACUGAGCUGGAAGAAUGUCCGAGCCUGGGAGGAUCAACUGUUGAAAGAUUAUUUUAAGCAGGUUCAGGAGCCUUCGAGGGUUCUUAAUGCAGAAAAAACACUAUUUGGCAGAUUCGUUCCUUCAAAAGACAAAUACAGUUAUUUACCAUAAAGUCAUUUACCCACGGCGGAAGGCUUUCUGUUUUCAAGUAUAUGUGCGCUGCCAAGUGGAGCCAACUUGGGGAAAGAAACUAUUGAAGAGCACCUCUCCAACUCUGUUAGUUAUCUGAAGUGGGAUUUUGGAAAGUGGCAUCAUGCCAUACUUCACCACAUUGUGUGUCUACUUUUUGAUGGUCCUGAACCCAGUUAUGACAAACACCAUCACCGAGGACAUAGAGGUUUUGGUAUUUUUGCCACAAAAUAACUCCUUCCUGUUCUCAUACGCAAGAGUCGCACCAGCGAUCCGUUACGCGCAGCAGAAGAUGAAGGCAGACGGGAACCAGUACUCUGGGUUCCACUUCAAUAUCCACUUUGAGAACUCCGACUGUGUCAAUGAUGCUCUGUUUACGUUAGUGGACAGAUCGUGUGGCCAGAAGCCGGAUCUGAUCCUGGGUCCGGUGUGCGAGUACGAGGCGGCGCCCGUAGUGAGGGUGGCAUCUCACUGGAAAAUCCCGGUGAUCUCAGCAGGUGCCCUGGCCACCGGCUUCGGAAACAAGAAAACCGAGUUCUCCCACCUGACCCGCAUAGCCCCGUCCUACGUGAAAAUGGCAGAGACUUUCACCGCAAUGUUUGAGCAUUUCACCUGGAAGAGCGCGCUGCUUGUCUACGAAGACGACAAGGAGGAGCGGAACUGUUUCUUCACUUUAGAAGGAGUCUACCAUCUAAUGGCCGACUAUACUAUUAAAACAUACUCAUUUUCAGAGGAGGAUCCCUUAAACGUCGACGACAUCCUCCAGAACAUCUAUGACAUUGAAGUGAUGAUCAUGUGCAUGGGAGCGGACAAAAUACGAGAGAUUAUGCUGGCUGCACACAAACGACAGUUAACUAGUGGCAAUUAUAUGUUUUUUAAUAUUGAGCUCUUCAAUUCAUCCUCUUAUGGGAAUGGCUCAUGGAAGAGAGGAGAUAAAUACGACAAUGAUGCGAGGCAAGCCUAUGCUUCUCUGAACACCGUGACACUGCUCAGGACAGUCAAGCCUGAGUUUGAGAAUUUCCUUAUCGAAAUGACAAAAUCCAUCGAAAAAACUGGACUGAAUGACUGCAAAGAUUGUGGAAAUGUCAACAUGUUUGUUGAGGGAUUCCAUGAUGCCAUGUUGCUGUAUGCCAUUGCCUUGCAUGAAGCCAUGAAAAGUGGAUACAGCAAGAAGAAUGGAACAGAGAUCACAUCACGCAUGUGGAAUAGAACAUUUGAAGGCAUUGCUGGCCAGGUAUCCAUGGAUGUAAAUGGUGACAGAAAUGGAGAUUUCUCUUUGAUGGCCAUGACCAAUGUUGAAGCAGGAGCCUACGAAGUGGUGGCAAACUACUUUGGUGUAAAUGGAACGUUUCAGCUGCUACCUGCCUUCAACAUUGACCAUUUUACUCUGAAAGGGAGACAUAAAGAGUACCCAGAGAUGCCCGACAAAGCAUGUGGACUCGGAGUAUCAGCUUUGACUGGAAUCAUAGUUGGAGCUGUUCUGGGAACUGUAAUGCUUAUAGCCUUCUAUUUUUUCAGGAAAAACUACAGGAUUACCAUUGAGCGCCGCACACAUGGUGAAGAGUGUGACUCUGGGAAGCACCGUCAGCUGCGAGAGGACUCCAUCAGAUCAAAUUUUUCAGCAGCGUAAUUAGCAGCAGUGACAGUACCUUCACAGAGAAUCUCACAUCGGAAUGUGACCAAAGACUUUGCAGUGAUUGUUAGUGGAUCCUUCCUUGCUGUUAGAAAUAAGACAUUGUGUUUUUGUAUCCUUUAUUGUAUUGACUUAUUACAACUCAGGACAGUUCUAACAGUCACAAGACACCACUUUCCUAAGAUUUCCUCCACACAAAGGUAUAUGAUUGUAUGGUAUAUGAAAAUAUUUGGCUCUAAUAUUUUUUAGUGGUGUUUAUCAUGACUGUGAAUGAUUUAUAACAGACACUGCAUCUAACACUACAUUGACAUGCACUCAUGGGGUGGGUGAGAUCUACUUUUGCCUCUUGUGUUGACAAAUAGAAGUCUCCUGGUUUGGAGUGGUAGGCAAAACUUUGAGGAAAUAAUAAAGCUGGAGCUAAAGGAAUGUAAACAAGAUCUAAAGACCUGUAGGAUAUUUGCUACUGAUAAUAAGCUACUGAUAUUUUUAAGUUUUCAGUUACCUACCAUGCACCAGCAGCCUCCAUGCAAAUUUAAUUUUAAGUAUUUUUAAAUUUACCUGUGCAAUGAAUACAGUUACUACUUGCAGAAAAAUUAUGAUUUUGCUUUAUGAUAAGGUAUACUUUACAAAGCAUUCUUUAUUAAAGACAAGAAAUUAUUCACUAGUGCCUUGUAAAACAUUAAAUUAGUUUUGGCUGUUUUGGCUAAACAACUAAUUGCACUCCCAAUCAAGUGCAAUAAAACUACAAUGUAUUACUUAUUGCAUAAUUUUUAUUGUUGUUCUGGCUUUUCGUUCUAGCAGCUUUGUUCAUGAUAUAGUACAGACUACUGAGCUCUAUAUCAGUUACUCUGGUGGGUACAUAUUACCAUAACUGAUGGAACUGAUGGCCAGAAGUGCAAAAAAUAGAAAACUAGAAAUAUCACCUUGCAACUGUAUACCCAUGACAGCCAGUCAAGUUGCAGUUUCAAUUCACAUCGAUCCAGAUCUUUUGGAUGUGUUGGAUGCCAUCCCCUAAUUUGUGUGAAAUUUGGUCACAAUUUAGCCUGGCCACGCUAGACAACCCACGGCAACGAAUUUAAUUCUCUGCCAGGGUGGGUCUAGUUACCCUCGGUAAGCCUCGAAGUUGGAUGCCCCUAAAACUGGUCGACGAAUCACCAUGAAGUGUAGAGUCAGAAGGCGGGUGUAACUAAGUGACGACAGAGGCGUGACGAUUCUGACAGAAACAACCGGAAACAACUAGCUUAGCCGCGCUAGACAACCCACGGCAACGAAUUUAAUUCUCUGUCAGGGUCAACAACAGUCGUUGAGCUCCAUUAGCACCGACUCUGAAUAAUCUUUCUGUUAACAUGUCUUUAAUAUACUUGAGCUUCACCCAUUGACUGUAUAAAUAAGGCUUCACCGAACUACCGCAUCCUCUGACUUCCGGCGCUCUAGGAACUACGUCAGCAUAUUUGUUGCGCUGAUUGGUUGUAUACCUACCCAAUUGCUGCAGAGUGAUUUGAAAGACAACCUUUUAGCCCGCCUCCCUCCCUGUCGAGAGUUCCUAGACCCUUGUGUCUUCAGACCUGGGUCUAGCGCAGCUAGGCUAGUCACAAUUAGCAAUGAAAUUUUGAGUUCUGGCUAAAAAUGUGUUUUGUGAGGUCACUAACAUUUGGCCACAAAUUCAAAUCAGUUCAUUCUUCAGUCAAAAUGAACAUUUAUGCUAAAUCUGAUGAAAUUCCCUCAAGGCAUUCAAUAGAUAUCACAUUCUUGAGACAGGAGUAAUGAGGGAUGGACGACUUGAAAACAUAACGCCUCUGACCCUGACUUUUGGCAACAGAGAGAUACAAAAAUGUCAGUAAACUUUUUUUUUUUUGCUUUAAAAAGUUAGCCAAAGAAAAACAGCAAAUUUUCCUGCAAGCAAAACUUACAGGCACAGUCAUUAUUACAUUAUUUGUUUACAUCAUCAAAGACAUAGGUUCCAAACUAUGAAAGUCCUUAUCAGAAUGUGGACGUUAACGCAUAAUUAAGGUAUAUUUCUGAGUUAUAAAGGUAUUCUGAGGCGCUUGACAUAAUCAGUAGUGACUGCAUGAAAAAAAUAUCUCAUGUGCAUUGGAGACCUUAAGUUUUUUUGUUUGUUUGUUUUUACUAUUCUUUAGGUUGCAAUUUUCGUGCAGAAUUUAAGGAUCAGGUUUCUACAGAAACCAAGGAUACUAAACUGGAGAAAUAAGCUACAAGGCCUGCUGGUUUAGUUUGUACGUUGAGGAAAAUAUUUCAAGUGUGAAAUGAUGUAUAUAAUUUUUAAAAAUGUUUUAUUCAAGAGCACCACAUUCCCUGUCAUUUAAAACUCUGUAUAAUAUUACUAUCAUGACUUUUGGUAUUUAGUAUGCUAUAGUUAUUUAACAGUGACCUUAAUAUAUUUUAAAUAUAUAUGUAGUAUUUUUAUCAUAAAUAUUUUAAGCCAUCUUAAUCCCAAUAUUGAAUUUUAAUGGUUUUAUUCAAUUUUGUCCUAUGUAGUGUCUUCAUAUCAUCAUUUCCAUUUGUAUCUUAAAUUGCACCAGAUCAUCAGUUGUACCCCAAAAUGCAUUUUAUUUUCUCUGCAGUGUCAAUCAUAAUAGGGACUGUUUAAUUUGGUCACGACUGUCAGUUCUGCCACCUGAUUUUCAUUUAGUUUUAACUUUUUUUGUUUUGUUUUUGUUUUUAGAAAUGUAUUUUGAUAAUUACAAAUACAGACAAUUAAUUCUUGAUCAUAUUAAAUUUUGGAAUCAUUUUUAUUGAAUUUAAAGAAAUGUCCACUUAAUAUAAAGUUGUGCAUCAACUAUAAUCGUAAUAGCUCAAGUGGAGUCAUAGUACCAGCAGUCAUUGCUUUUAUGUUUCAGUUCUCCAAGCCUCUUUCAUCGUAAUCAUAUCAAGCAUAUCAGCUUCCCUACACAAUAGUGGCAUCUGAGAGGUCAGAAACUAGCAGGAAUGUGUGUGGCAUCAAGUGCCAACAAUGACUCUUUACGCUUUUGUGACAACAAAUUUUCAGUGUGUCACGCUGGCUCAUGCCUUAGAAAUGAAGAAUAGAGAAGCUUAACAAAUUGAUUUCAGCUAAAGUUUGCUUGCCAUGUUUUACCUGACCUUUUUGCCACAUUUGAUGAGCUCUAAAGUCAUCAUAGGGCAGAGGAAGUAAGAACUUUGGUAAGGAGAUAAUUGGUCAUAUAACUGAGGUGUGAGUCAGAGGCGAGCACAUCACAGUUAUGACCAUGAAUGCACAUUCAUGGUCAUGUGAAAAUAUGACUCUCUGUGAAUAUGAGAUUUCUCACUCAAAUUUGAUUUACAGAUUAAUAGUGACUAGUCCUGUCACUGUGAUGCAAUAUAUCUCAGAGUUACCCAACUGUGUUUCUUUUAUGUUUUUUUUGUUUGUUUGUUUUUUUUUAAGAAUUUGUUAUUUCCAAAAAUAUUUUGACACUUAGUGGUGGCACUCCAAACUGUGGUCUUACCAUGUUUUCUUGAGUCCAACUGCUGAUUGAUUUCUAAGCUAUGAUAGGACAUAGUCUAUAAAGACAGACACUUGUGUAAAAAAAGACUCACACGACAUGUUAGGAUGAAAACCAAACCAUGAAUUCGAGGAACUGUCUGUAUACCUUUGGAAUAAAGCUGUGCUGAAGGGACAAUUACAGAGAAAGUUCCUAAUGAGCCAUGAGAUGAAAUUUAAAUUGAUUCCAUUUUGGGGUGCGAAGCUGGUACAUGGUCUUCAGGACAGGGGUGAUGUGAUGUGCUGCAGAGAAUACUACUACAAUCUGUUCUGGUAAUUCAAUUGACAACAGUGAGGCACAAGUGAAUGAAAUUGUUGAAUGAGUUGGCACAAAUGAUUAACGUCUAAUUCUUCAUUGUUUCAGAAAUUGUUUUAUUUCAGCAAGACGCUUUGAUCAAUCGAGUUGAGUUGCAGUGCUGAUAUGUGACUGGCCUAGCAGUAGAAGUACAGAAUAUGAUAACUUAUUAUCAAGACAGAGCGGAAGAUGGGUAAAGAUGGAAGGAGAGGUUGACCAGAAAAGGACAAAGAACUGAACAUUGGGGAACACUGGGACAGUGGAGGAGGUGCAGUUGCUACAAGAUAAUACCAGUUUAUUUCAACCAGGCAUAUUUUCCAUUACUGUAGUUUUUGUAGUCUCUGACUUUCCACUCUCCACUUUUACUAUAGAGAUACAGUGAAACAUGAAGUCACACAAAACAGUGUGCCAACAGUGUAUGUCUGGUCAAAAGCGGCACGUCAGAAGUUUUCGAAUGCCCCAAGUUUUCCAGUUUUUUUAUUGAAAUUUAGGUAGUUCAAGUCCAAAAGUACAAAGGUAAGUGGUGAACUGCCAGAAGUUUUUUUUAAAGGUAAGGUUACCCAAAACUGAAAAAUAAUGUACAUUUCAGAAUUAUACAAAAGGUCUUUUUCAGGGAACAAGAAAUGGGUUAACAGUUUAACGCUGGUCUGUAGCAAUGGAGGUUGAUCAAGCCUUAAAAUUUGGUGAUGCCAAAUCCUACAAGUGUCCCAACUUUUCUUGACUACGUACAACUCCCUCUGUCUGCAUAAAGGUAGUGUUGAAACACACCAGGGCAUCAUACCCUCGAGAGAAAUAUUUGAACAGUAUUGUACCACAGAAAGUAAUAUGUUGCUAUAAAAAUGGCAAGGAAAAAGCAACCAACAAUGAAAGAGAGAGACAGACCAUCAUAGCACUUAAAAAUGUAGGUCUUUCCUUCAAAGAAAUUGCAAAGAAAAUUGAGGUGUCAGCGAGUUUUCUUUCUCACCCUCAAAAUGCGUUCAGAAACUGGGUGUGGAAGACCCAAAGCCAUAACGGAAUCAGAAGACAAGUUUCUGAGAGUCAACAGCUUGUGUGAUAGGCGGCUCAGAGGACAACAGCUUCAGUCACAGCUUGUUAAUGGUGAUAGUAACCAAUUCUCAUUUUUAACUAUGAAGAGAAGACUUGGAGUUGCAGUUUUGACAGGUUGAGUUGCAUCAAGAAAGCCAUUGUUAAGAUGUCAGAAUAAGGAAAAGAGGCUUGCCAGGGCCAUGAAACACCGUCACUGGACUACUACAGACUGGAAGAAGGCAUUAUGGACUGAUUGAUCAAAAAUUUAAAUAUUUAGUUCAGCACGCAUGAUUUUGAUACGCUGUCAAGUAGGCAAAAGGAUGGUUCCUCAAUGUGUGACAUCAACUGUCAAAUAUGGAGGAGAAUGAAUGAUACUCUGGGGCUGCUUUGCUGGAUCCAGAGUGAGAGGAACCAAAAUGGCUACUACAGUGCUGCAGUGCCAUGCAGUACGCUCUGUUAUGUGCCUAGUUGGUCAGGGGUUCAUCCUACAACAAGAUAAUAACCCAAAACAUAAGUCCAAGCUAUGCCAGAACUCCCCGAGGAAAAAAAGAUGGUAAGCAUGAAUACAUGGGGUGACCAGCACAGUCUCCUGUCUUAAACCCUGUGGAGCUGUUUGGGAUGAACUGGACAGGAGAGCAAGAGCAAAGCAAUCUGCAAGUGCCACACAUUUAUGGGAACUUCUACAACAGAGUUAGGAAGAACUUUCUGAAGAAUAUUUGAUUUCCAUUGUAGAAAGAAUCUCACAAGUGUGUUCAGCUGUUAUAUCUGCCAAAGGUGCUGCUUUGAUGAGUCAGAAAUUUUGAAUACAUUUUGGUUUCUAAAUUUUAUUUUUUAAACUUCAGUUGUUUUUGUUUUUCUAUGCUUUCAUUCCAGUGUAUAUUGAGACAUUAGCAUGCAUCUUUUCCAAUAAAUAACUGGAAAAAUUGGGGUGUUCUAAAACUUUUGACUGGUCAUGUAUUUACAUUAAUCCUUUAAAACAUUUGUUUUUUGAAUCUGAAAGGAAAUACAGGAAGCUGUUCUGCUAAAAUGACCAGUUUGCUAACUGUAUUAGGGAUCUCCAUCUAAAUAACCACCUUUAUUUAAGUGUUGUCAACGGGUUUGAGAAGUUUGUUUUUUUAUCGGGGGAAAAAACUUUUGAAUUGUUGAAGCAAGAGUAUGUGAGAUGUGUGUCGUGGGUAAACUGGUCAGUAUUGAAACAAAUGUUAACGGUAAUCCUUGGAACUUCAAGAGAAAGUGGACAUCUCUUUUUGGUUCUUGAAGAUGUUUCACCUCUCAUCCAAGAGGCUUCUUUAGUGGUAACUGAUUGAUGGGGAGUUUCAGAUGUUUGUAGUUUUUCCAGCUCACAUGGCUAAUGGUUUCAUUUACUUGCCUCUAUGUGCAAAUUGUUGUGAAACCAGAUGGUCUAACAACAAUGACAGCAAUCAUGGUGGCGGAGCAGCUAGUUAACACAGCAGAGGAUAUGAAUCUGCCAUGUCAGGAGUGAUUUAAGAUGCUAACAAUGGUGACAUGGGCACCCCUGUAGCUCAGCUGGUUGAACAGACUUCCCAUAAACAGGGGCUACAUUCCGUGACUCAGCAGCCAUGGGACCCAUGGCCAAUUAAUACAUGUCUUUCCCCCACUCUUCUCCCCAUGUUUCCUGUCCCUCUCUCCCUAUAAUACCGCCUAUAAUAACGCCAAAAAGGCAAAAAAAAAAAAAAAGUUAAACAAACAAAAAAAACGAUGACACUUUUUGUGGAGAGACCUUGUCACUGUGUUGUAGGUGUUUGAAAAGUGCUGUUUAAAGAUGGUUGUUCCAAUUUGAUAUGUCUUCCUUUCCUCCUCUCAAACCAUCCUGAGGAGCUGUUCUCCUGUGUUGAACCACACAUUUGUGAAACUGUUGUUUAGUCUCUCCUAUGUGAGUCAUUGCAUUGGGUUGCAUAUACAGUGUUGCUCCAUUUGUAGGUUGGUGUUUUAUAUUUGGGGUGAAACCAUUUUUGUCUCAGUGUUACUGGAUUUCAAAUGCAGUGAUAUGUUGUGUUUGGAGAAAAUCCUUCUGAAUUUUUCAGAUAUUUUAGCUAUGUAUUCCAUAUGUGGCUGGAGCAUAGUCAUAACAGAGUGACUAUGAAUAUCUAAAACUCCCAACCAGUUAGUCAGAACUGAAGAAGCCUCUAGGAUGAGAAGUGAAAUGGCUUCAAGAACCUAAAAAGAGAAGUCCACUUGCUUUCUACUGGAGGUCUUAGGAUUGCUAUGACUUAGAUGAUUGAGAAUCUACACAGAUGUUGUUGAAGGUAGUCUUUAUAGGCUAUAAGAAGUUCUCUUGUUCAGUUGUUCAACCUGGCAUGUCAGAUAGCUUAGUUAGUGAAUGAGACUGUUUCGGUUAGAAUGGGAGCCAGCUGCUCAUGACAGAAUGAGUUUAUUUUUGUAGUCAUCAACAAGGUUGGGAUAAUUAGACACUGGGGAAGACAUUUAGUUUUAUGAAAGUUAGAAUCUAUGGUUCCAACCAUGGCUCUGAAAUAUCAGCUCCGUAACUGUGCUGUGUAUUAAUAAAUCCAUGGCACUGUCCGAGGUGCUAGAGAAGUAGACAAAUUUGUAAAUGAGUCAUCUUUUCUUAGUCUCAACCUUCUGUCACUUUCAUCUUGAAUUUAUGAUAUUCUAUAAACUAUAAAUUGUAAAGACUGAAAUGUAUCCUAUAAUAAUUUACUGUAUAUAGAGUCACCUUCAUUAUCUAAGUGAAAAGCAAUAAAUUACUGUGGCAGAAAAGCAGAAGGUUUUCAGAGACACGCUGUUUCCUGUAGUUUUCCUCUGAUGUCCCUUUACUAUACCUUUAAUAAUAUCAUAUCAUGGAUACAUGAUCAUUCAGCAGUGACUGCUAAAACAACCAGACUAAAAUUGAGACGUCACUUCAAACAAACCUGCCUUCCAUCCUAAGUCAUCAGGGAUAGACUUCAGUCCUCUGCAACUCUCUAAAUGGUAAAGUGAUGGAUGGAUGGGUGGAUGGAUGGAUGGAUGGAUCAUUUCAGAUACAGUUUUUACUAAUAUAGCUUUUUGACAGCUCAGAAUGGAGUGAGUAAAGUGAGGAGAAUAACCUAUACUGACUGCACCAUGCUCAGUUGCAGCAGUAACAUAAUCCAAGGUAAAUUUUUACACUGUCUAAAUUAUAGUAUUUUUUUUUAACAAUAAGCAUUAUCCACAUGAUUACACUUCAAGUUAAAGAAUAGGCCUACACAAAAUAUAUAUUCAGUCCAAUUAUUUCUAUUGAAUCAGAAUUGUACUUGCAAUUUUAAUGUCAACAAAUGACCCUUACCUUUAUGAUAAUACGCAACACGGUCUCACACGGUCUCACGGGGAUUCGUGAAACUGUCACGUCAGUUUUUGUUUCGGUUUCGUGCGCACCAACACGAUGUCGUCAUGUUUUUCGUGCCGCUCACCACGAGCGAAACCCGCUGUGGUAAUCACAUCUGAAAGUGGUUUAUACCGGCGGAUUCAUGACGAUCUAAGCUGUCCAUUGGCGUUUGCGGCCGCUGCUGCGGCCGCCAUUGCAGCCGCCAGACAUCUGGCCGCAACAGCGGCCGCGGCCGCAAACGCCAAUGGACAGCUUAGAUCGUCAUGAAUCCGCCGGUAUAAACCACUUUCAGAUGUGAUUACCACAGCGGGUUUCGCUCGUGGUGAGCGGCACGAAAAACAUGACGACAUCGUGUUGGUGCGCACGAAACCGAAACAAAAACUGACGUGACAGUUUCACGAAUCCCCGUGAGACCGGGCUGUAAUACUGUAGUCUAAAAAUAUACUGGCCAUGCUUCACGGAGAACAGGAACUUGCUUUUUAUUCACUUUUAUUCUCUUUAUUGAUUAUUUCAGCAGUGCAAGUAUUUAUUUUAGUGGGUUAUUUUUCAGGAAUGUUCAAGUUUUUUUCUGGGAUGAUUAUUUUCAUUAACUAAUGUUAACUGUCAAUAUUAGGCUGUAGGAUUACCUUUUCUAUUUUGAGCAAUGUUCACUGGUGUCUUUUAAAGGAAUUUGGAAGGAAAAGUUAAGGCAACUGGCAAAAAUAAAACCUUUUCUCCAGAGACAGCACUUUGAACAGUGAUCCACGUCUUUGUGACCACUCGACUGGAUCAGUGUAAAGCAUUUUAUAUAGGGGUUAGUGGGUUUUCUAUUGCUCAUCUCCAAUUGGUUUAAAAUGACCUGCACAUCUUUUAAUUGACACAAGAAAGUUUGAGCACAUUUCAUCGAUUUUAGCUUCACUUCACUGGCUGCUCGUUUGUUUUAGAAUUCAUUUUUUUAAAAAUGAUUUGUUUUUAAAUCCCUAAAUGGUCUUGCCCCACCAUACCUCUUUGGGCUUCUACUCCCCUAUACACCGAGCCGAUCUCUCAGGUCAGCUGACCGGCUGCUCCUUAGUGUGCCCAAAACAAGGCUGAAGCUCAGAGAGGAUCAAACAUUUUCUGUUGCAGCUCCAAAACUUUGGAAUGAGCUGCUGCUGCACAUCAGACAGACCUCCUCAUUAUCACAUUUUAAAACCUUACUUACUUUUCACUUACUUACUUUUGUUGUUCUCAUGUGCACUAUAUUGUAUCUGGGAUGAGCAGUUUAGUCUAUUUAUUAUGUUUUAUUGUGUAUUUUGCUUUUAGUUCCAUUAUUUGUAUCUAGUUCUAUUGUUUUUAUCUUAGUUUUAUCACGUUUUUACUCCUCUGUACAGCCCCUUGGUCAGCUCUGGUUGUUUUAAAGUGUUGUAUAAAUAAAUUUGAUUUGAUUUGAUUUGAAAAAAGUCAUAUAUAUUUUGUAAACCGCGCCUGACUAAACUUAGUCUGUUGCAUAACAUUUUCAAAUGUAUUUACUUAGUGUUUUAAUAUACAGUUAUAAAAUGAUAAUUGUGGUAGGAAGAUACCUGGAUAAAAUGGAACUGUAAAAAGAGAAAUCUCAUAGCUUUGGUUAAUGCAUCAUGCAACAAUGUCCAUUGAGAGGUGUAAAAGCAGGGAGGUGUUGCCACUGGGCAUUCCCCUCUCAACAUGUCUAUUUCAAGACUCUCCGUCACCAUGCAUCUUGUAUUUAAAAAACAAAAAGUUGUUGGACAAAUCUAACCUUGACAUGACUAAAGUGAUAUUAUUAGUGAACUCCAUCAUCUUUUCCUACUGUUGGUCUUAUUCCGGUGUAACCUCACACUGUCUUGUAUUACACUGUAAUACCUCAAACAGACACCACAUUAAAACCAUCUGCCUAAUA
Molecule: messenger RNA, 11867 nt
Organism: Acanthochromis polyacanthus (spiny chromis)
Lineage: Eukaryota; Metazoa; Chordata; Actinopteri; Pomacentridae
Gene: npr3
Product: natriuretic peptide receptor 3
Exons: 8
Coding region: 347-1852 (501 amino acids)
Biological process (GO): regulation of blood pressure; vasodilation
Cellular component (GO): membrane
Molecular function (GO): peptide hormone binding; natriuretic peptide receptor activity
Source: RefSeq, a predicted model, not a curated record